GAAAAUAAGAGUCCAGUGAAUCCAUGUUAGAAACAUAACAUUUCUUUACGACGUCAGUUAAGGAUUAAUACAAGAUCGCAUUGAUUCGCAUCGAUCUCGUUUCGAUCAUAGUGAUAAUUAGUGAGAUUUUUCUCCUUUCUAUUUCAGCGGAUCUGCUUCCCGAGUUAUUCCAGACGCCAGGAAGACUUUAAUUCAAUCAAGAGCUCAUGCAGAGGGUCUCGUUCUUUUCGCGAAUCUUUAAACAUCCUCGCGUCGAGCUCAUCCUCAGGGCACAAACGAUUCGUUGUAUCCUGCGAAGAACUCUCGACGGAAAUCGAUCGAGUUUAUAUUGUCGCUCGUUGUCGUGGACGCUUUCGCUUCGCUCUUUUUCGGAAGACAGCAACAGAUGCGAGGCACGUGUCAUCGGCGGCUGCGAUUUGCGGUAUACCUCGAGGAAGAAAGAGACAGGUAAAGUCGUAAAUAAAUUCGGCAAAGUAACCCUGGAGAUAAAGGAGAAUGAAAGUAUGGAACUAUGGAAAUUUAUGAACGGCAAUUGUGAUAGAAACACAAUUUUGUCGGCUCGAAAUGGCGCCUAAUCGAAUGCACCUUGAUAUCUUCGCCGUUAAAAAGCUCGUUCAACUGUCGCUGAACGAAGCGGCGGUGCGGAUCAAAGACGAGAAGAAGAUGGAGACAGAAAAGGUGCAUUAAGGAGGAGGAUCACGAGAAGAGUACAGGGAGAUACUAAAGGAAGGUUUCGAAGAGAUCCGUUUUUCUGGAAGCACCUCUUUCUCGUGACAUAAAUCGUGGACGAUAAAAAUCAUAAAACGGAGUAAACUAUAAAU
Molecule: messenger RNA, 821 nt
Organism: Acromyrmex echinatior (Panamanian leafcutter ant)
Lineage: Eukaryota; Metazoa; Arthropoda; Insecta; Hymenoptera; Formicidae
Source: RefSeq, a predicted model, not a curated record